AUGGCAAAGAAUACCAUAACUCCACUAUUUUCUCAAGUGCGUUCUCUGAGUCCACAGAGAACAUUGCGAGUCCAAACGAGUCCACCCAGGGAAUUUACAGUGGAGUCAAGUAUUGGUAAUAGAUAUUUUGAACCUGAAAGGAGACUAUCAUCAGUUCUUCAUAAAUGGAAUCAUACACCUAAACAGAAGACGAGAUAUAUUGGACCACCAUCAAGAGUUUUAGGGCCUGCACAGCCCUGUGAUAAAUGUGGGUGCUGUUUUUGUUGUCUGUGUAAAAGUAAAGAUUCUGUUAUGAAAUUGUUGAAUAAACAAUAUUGGAGUGCCCCUGAAUUCUGUCUCAAUGUCUCUAUUGGAUUCCAGAAAGGGAAAUACAUGACCAGAUUCUAA
This is a messenger RNA of Lottia gigantea (owl limpet), 387 nucleotides long. RefSeq lists its product as hypothetical. Bases 1 to 387 code for a protein of 128 amino acids. The record is from RefSeq and is a predicted model, not a curated record. NCBI's taxonomy places the organism in Eukaryota, Metazoa, Mollusca, Gastropoda, Lottiidae. The transcript has 2 exons.